Molecule: messenger RNA, 1542 nt
Organism: Hyaloscypha bicolor E
Lineage: Eukaryota; Fungi; Ascomycota; Leotiomycetes; Helotiales; Hyaloscyphaceae
Product: thaumatin family protein-like protein
Exons: 2
Coding region: 148-1425 (425 amino acids)
Biological process (GO): defense response
Cellular component (GO): extracellular region
Source: RefSeq, a predicted model, not a curated record
UGGAUACUUCUUGCUUCUUGGCUGGUCCUUGGGGCGAUUUGGCUUGACUCCUUUGCUACCUUCUUGUUUAUAACUUCAUUCAUCCCCUCCACGAACGAAUCACUACGAACCUAUUUCUGAGACUUCACGACCCAUACCAAGGUAGAGAUGAGCACAACGACAGGCCCGCGGAGAGAACGUAAAACCUCUCCUUCACGGAUAUUCCUCUCAUCUUUGCUCUUUCUGGUAUUAUUACCCAUGGCCACGGCCUACACCACCAAUCGAUAUAUAAUAAAUAACGCGGGUCCGCUCCCCCGACCAGCUCGAUGGGGACCUCCAGAGAAGCGAGACUCUGUGCCAUUGGUGGUUAGCAACCAAUGCGAGGCAACUAUCUGGCCGGGAAUUGGAACACAGGCAGGCACAGGCGCAGGAACUGGUGGCUUUGAAUUGACUCCAGGGUCAAGCAAGAGUUUGAUGGUCAGCGGUGACUGGCAAGGACGAGUGUGGGGGAGAACGAAUUGUAGCUUCGAUGCUUCAGGUACUAGAGCCAGCAAUCUAAACGGAAAUAAUGGCGGUGGAGCUGCUUGCACAACUGGGGAUUGUGGUGGAGUCUUGAGCUGUGUCAUUACUGGCGCAACACCCGUCACUCUUGCAGAGUUUGAUCUUGCUGGGGGUUCCAGUAACGACCAAACAUUCUACGAUAUAUCCUUGGUCGAUGGAUACAAUAUUCCCAUAGGAGUUAUCUAUAUCCCCGGUGAUAAUCCAAAGUUACAGCAAAUCCCCCCAAAUCUUACAAAUCCCACUUGCAUUGCAACUGCUGGAUGGCUCGCCGAUCCAGCAAACUCAGGAACUUCUGGCAAUUCGUCCAACUCAACUUAUCCAAUUCCAUACGAAAGCAAGCAGACCAACAUGCAGGUGGCCUCCUGGUGUCCUUGGGAUCUCCAAGUAACACAACCCACCAAACCAGGGGAUGGCGUUUACCCAUACCCGGACGAUAAUAUCCAACGUCCCAUUUUUGAUCCAUGUCUCUCGGCCUGCUCAAAAACCAACGCACCAUCAGACUGCUGCACCGGGUCAUAUAAUGAUCCGCAAAAAUGCGGCCCUCCGUUGUAUGCUAAGCAAGCCAAAGCUGUCUGUCCGGAUGCUUAUUCUUACGCCUUCGAUGAUCAAACUUCUACCUUCAUUAUUCCGAGUGGUGGAGGAUGGGAGGUCACAUUCUGUCCUCCUGGAAGGAGUACAAAUAUUCUGAAUACCUUCAAGGCUCAGAUGCAGAGUCUGAGCCAACAAGGCCACAUGACCAAGGCAUUGCUGCAGGACUUGACCAAUAUCACCAUCAUCAACGAGGCGGCAAGUGGUUCUGAGAGAGUGAGGGGUGAGAUGCCGAGCUUCAAUCUUGGAUCCACGGGAGCAUUGGUGGUCAUGGUUGCAUGGGCCGUUUUGUGGUGAAGGCUGAACUGCCUUUCUAGAAGUUUGCAGCAGAGAAGGGGAGGAUGCUUUUAUGAUCGGUCUGUCAUGCUCGGAUUGCCCUGGCGGCUCGAAUGGCAAGAGGCCAACUUGAAUUUU